AUGUUGAUUCGGUGGGCUUGGCUUUGCAUUCUUGGGUCUUUACAAGCGACCCUGGCCAUACCAUCCGCUGACGAACCGCGCGUUCUGGAAAUCGGCUUGAAAGACGAUGGCCAAAUUAUUAAUGAUAGGAAGAGAUUCGAAUUGAAUCUGGCCAAGACGGAUGAAAACUCAAGUUAUUAUAAGCAACUGAGUAAUCCAACAAACGACUCAUUGCUUCAGCUACAAAUUGCACGUGAUGAUCUGCGCCUAACUGACGAUCUCCCAUCGCGCCAUGUCGAAGUUCGUGUGGUGUACACAAGUAUAAUACCUUUGGCUCUAUCUUAUGAUUUGGAUUCUAUGCAAGCAGCCCAGUUACAAAAUCAAUCAUGGCACUGGCUUCCUCCGGCAAAUAAUCUCUCCCUGUCGAUUUUCAUCGACGUCGUUCCAAAACAGAUUGGAUUAUCAUAUUUACGGUUUUGGGUCCGUGAGGCGAAAAACUUGGGCUUCACUGAACCUAAGGCAUUCGUGCUCAACUCUUCCAGCUGGACCACACAACAUUACUUUGAUAGCCUUUUAAACACACCUUGGAGAUUCGAGCUUCUCGGUUUCCCAGUCAUUGUGCUGCGUGGCCAAGGUGUUGUGCAACUUGUGUUUCGUAUCGUGGUGGUCAGUAUGGUUACGAUUUUUACUUUCACAAUGGGCUGUGAAUUAGAUCCGGGGCUGUUAAAGGCCUACUUCCGAAGACCUAUUGGUCCGGCGAUUGGAUUUUGCUGUCAGUUUAUCAUAAUGCCUCUG
Opisthorchis viverrini is the source of this 774-nucleotide messenger RNA. RefSeq lists its product as hypothetical. The annotation marks the transcript as partial. Lineage: Eukaryota; Metazoa; Platyhelminthes; Trematoda; Opisthorchiida; Opisthorchiidae. The transcript has a single exon. The record is from RefSeq and is a predicted model, not a curated record.